This is a messenger RNA of Cryptomeria japonica (Japanese cedar), 1900 nucleotides long. Its product is annotated as light-inducible protein CPRF2. Gene Ontology annotation, molecular function: DNA-binding transcription factor activity. Gene Ontology annotation, biological process: regulation of DNA-templated transcription. The transcript is spliced from 6 exons. The record is from RefSeq and is a predicted model, not a curated record. NCBI's taxonomy places the organism in Eukaryota, Viridiplantae, Streptophyta, Pinopsida, Cupressales, Cupressaceae. The coding region runs from base 179 to 1642 and encodes 487 amino acids.
GCACUGAGAUGUGCCACGUGUGCAGACGCCAUUGCAGAAGUACCAUGAGAUCCGAUCAUGCUGACUCAUAAAGAGCAAGUGAAAGGAGGCUUAAUGGAGUUUCUUUAUUUCUUUCUGUUCCCAAUUCCCUCUUUGCACAGCGCCUGCCAAAACCCCCAACUAAAAAGAAAAGAAAACAAUGGAGCGCCCCUUCUCCACAGAUAAUUCCUUAUCAUGGUGCCCUAAUACUAAUUCUAUCACAGUUGCAGCGCCAGGGAAUAGCAGCACCUCUAAAUUUGAAGUUAAUUCCCCGGGAUUUGGAGAGACUGGAGCUAAAUUUGGAGUAGGGCGCAGCAGAAUGCAGCGGAGUGCUUCGGAAUGGGCCUUCCAGGAGUUUCUGAAGCAGCACGAGUCUAAUGAUGAGGGAAAGAAGAGGCCGGUGGCGCCGCCGGCGCCUCAGGAGGAGGGGGACGAGGAGGCGUCAAUUGGUGGAGAAAAUGAUGAUGGUGGCAAAGGGAAGAAGAGGCCUGCGGGUAAAGAUCGCGUAGCUUUGGCUGGGACGGGGGGCGAUGCGGACAAGGUGUCAGGUGCGCUAUGUCCUCUGUUUACUGGGCUUGGGGAGGAGCUAGGGAAAGGCGGAGCUCGUCCUGUUGAUCCACACGAGCUCAAGCAGAAGCUUCAUCUUGCAUGCGCGGCAGUAGCCUUAACUCGGGUUACAGGAAAUAGCUCCACGGAUCUUGUUCCAUCUGCAGUAGAUGCAAAUCAAUCACAGAAUAUCAGUUUGGGACCAGAUGCCAGAGCUGCAGUCUUGGCAUCUCAGUCUUCAGGCACAGGUUCAGGUAUUAUAUACAAUGGAGCUCCAGGAAGCUCUGCUUCAGGACCAAUAGGUAUUCCAGCACUUCCUCCCAAGCCUAAAGGUGGAGUUUCUCAAGCAAGAACAAACACCAGCGGUUCUUCAAGAGAGCAGUCAGAUGAUGAAGACCUAGAAGUUGGGCCUAGUGAACAAAGUACAGAUCCCAGUGAUUUGAAACGUAGGAGAAGAAUGCUGUCAAAUAGAGAGUCUGCAAGGCGUUCAAGGAGAAGAAAACAAGCACACCUAACUGACCUUGAGCUGCAAGUUGCACAGCUAAGAGUAGAAAACUCUUCUUUAUUAAACCGUUUCACGGAAAUCAGCCACAAGUACAACGAAGCUGCCAUAGAUAAUAGGGUAUUGAAAUCUGAUGUGGAAGCACUGAGAGCAAAGGUUAAGAUGGCUGAAGAUAUGGUUUCCAGGGCUUCUGCUGCAGCUACUAUAGCUCAUCCACUUCGCAAUGCAUCUCAAAUACAGUCAACUGUCAACUUGCAAUACCCUGGUGGAUUAUUUGACUCACCUGCAAGUAGUGUUGUGCAAGGAGAUGAGGGACUUUACAUGCAUACUGGACAGUGCUCAGACACUCAGGGUUCAUCCUUAACUCAAGCUGUUUCUGGUAUGAAACCACAGAACAACGAACCACAGCUGCAUCCUGCUGGAACUAAAAUGGGGCGUACCCCUUCAAUGCAGCGGGUUGCAAGCUUGGAACAUUUGCAAAAACGGAUCCGUGGUGGAAUGACUUGUGGAUCAAUGUCAUGGGGCGGAAGUUGGGAUGUUGAGGGCUCUCCUGUAAUUGAAAAUAAUGAACAUUGAUACGAACUCUUUGCAGUGAGCCCUUAAUGUCUAAUUCAUGAUUCACCCUGGAAUUAAUUUACUUAUGUGUUGUUGGUCCUAAAACUGAAUAUGAUAAGACAGGCUCUGGUUCGGGUUUGGUACAGACGUGAUACAUCCAUUGGUGGCUUUAGAUAUGAAGGAUAUAAUCUGUUUGUGUGUCUUGCAGAAAAAAUGCAAAAGUACUUAUCAAAUUGGUUUCUAUUAAUUAUAUAUAAUCGUCAAAAUAUUGUGCAUGUU